UCAAGAUUCACCAUGGUUGUCAAGGUGUACGUGGAUUACAGUUCGCAGCCUAGCCGCGCUAUUCUCAUCUUUCUCAAAAACACCAAAAUCCCUUUCGAAAUCGAAGAAGUAAACCUGAUGGAAGGAGACCAUCAGAAACCUGAGUUUGUAAAAAUAACUCCUCUCUGCACUGUACCAGCCAUUCAAGAUGGUGACUUCAGCAUGGGCGAAACAGUGGCGAUCAUCAGGUACUUGGCAACAAAGUAUGCAGACCUAGUCCCUGACCACUGGUACCCGAAGGAUCUAGAGAAAAGAGCCAGAGUUGAUGAAUACAUGGCAUUUCACCAUACAGGAACAAGAGGAGGGUGUUGUGGAAUCUUCAUCAGUGAGGUUCUCAUCCCGUUGAUUUCAGAAGGAAAGGAGCGUGCGUCGGAGGAAACAUUGAAGAGAGACGAAGAAAAUCUUACCAAGCAGCUUGAUAAGCUAGAGAAUGCUUUCUUACAGGACAAUGAUUGGUUGGCCGGGGAUGACAUCUCAGUCGCUGAUGUGCUGGCUGUUUCUGAGAUGAUGGAGAAUACCCUGAAUGGACGAGACGUGACAAUGGGUCGACCUAAACUCAAGGCAUUCGUGGACCGCGUCAAGGAUCGUCUGAAUCCCAUCUUUGAUGAAAUUCACGCAGAGAUGUAUGCAUGGAAGGACAAAUACUGCAGCGAAAUACUCUAAUUGAAAAUCGUUUAACAAA
Lytechinus variegatus (green sea urchin) is the source of this 721-nucleotide messenger RNA. RefSeq names its product glutathione S-transferase theta-1-like. NCBI's taxonomy places the organism in Eukaryota, Metazoa, Echinodermata, Echinoidea, Temnopleuroida, Toxopneustidae. Gene Ontology annotation, molecular function: glutathione transferase activity. Gene Ontology annotation, biological process: glutathione metabolic process. The record is from RefSeq and is a predicted model, not a curated record. Gene Ontology annotation, cellular component: cytoplasm. Bases 13 to 702 code for a protein of 229 amino acids. The transcript has 5 exons.